GCAAGAAGAAAAACCCCGAGUGGUGUCUGUCCUCUUUAUCAUCAUGUAAACAUAAACCCUGAAUUUUUGUUACAUAUUGUUAUACAAUCUGAUUCUGAUCAUCAUAAAUCAAUAAUGACGUCAUCAAAAUCAAAAGCAAUAAGAAGUUCAAUGAAUGAUUCAUCAUCAUCAUCAGGUGUUAGUAGAAACGUGUGGUUGUAUUCUUUAUUGCUCACAAUUCAGUAUGGUGCUCAGCCUCUCAUCUCCAAACGCUGCAUCGGGCGAGACGUAAUUGUUACUUCAUCUGUUUUGGCAUGCGAGAUGGUAAAGGUUAUUUGUGCACUGGCUCUCAUGGCAAAAGAUGGCAGUUUGAAUAAAGCAUUGAAAGAAUGGACUCUGAUUGGUGCACUAAGUGCAUCAGGAUUACCCGCAGCUAUCUAUGCACUACAAAAUAGCUUGUUACAGAUUUCGUAUAGGAACCUUGAUUCUCUCACAUUUUCAAUGCUAAACCAAACAAAGUUAAUUUUCACAGCAUUGUUUACAUACAUGAUUUUAAGGCAAAAGCAAUCCAUUCAACAAAUUGGUGCUCUAUUCAUACUUAUCUUAGCAGCUGUCCUUUUAAGCAUCGGGGAAGGCUCGAGAAAAGAUUAUGGAAGUGAUAAUCCUGAUGUAAUUGUUCUCUAUGGAAUUGUUCCUGUUCUGAUAGCUUCUGUACUUUCAGGGCUUGCUUCUGCAUUGUGCCAAUGGGCUUCUCAGGUUAAGAAACACUCGUCAUAUUUGAUGACUGUCGAAAUGUCAUUGGUUGGGAGCCUUUGUUUGUUGGCAAGUACUUACAAGUCUCCAGAUGGUGAAGCAAUGAGACAGCAUGGGUUUUUCUAUGGCUGGACUCCACUUACAAUGAUCCCUGUUGUUAUCAAUGCUGUUGGUGGAAUUCUUGUGGGACUGGUCACUUCAUAUGCUGGUGGCGUUCGAAAGGGGUUUGUCAUUGUCUCCGCCCUCCUAGUUACAGCUUUGUUGCAAUUUGUGUUUGAUGGGAAACCACCUUCUUUGUUCUGCCUUCUGGCUCUUCCGCUUGUGAUGACGAGCAUUUCAAUAUACCAAAAGUACCCAUAUCGUGUCAAAAAGAAAGAAGCAUAGACUAAAGUAGUCCCAAAACAGAUGGGACCAGUCUCCAUUAACCGCGGGUCUUAUAGGUAAAUGACAUAAUUACUUGAUGAACGCUUACACUUUUUUGAUUUACAGUUCAUCUUCAGUCCGAUCUUUCAUAUUAUAUUGAGGGUCCAUUCGUAACAUGUACAAUAUGUAGUCUGACUGACUGAGAAACAAUACCCGUGACUUGCAUAUAUUGUUUUGCACCCGUUACUCGUAUUUGUUGGUAUCAUUCUAGCUUUUUGAGUCGGUGAUUGUAGGUCCUAUUGCAUAUAUACUUCUUUUCGUAUCAAUUAUCAGACCUAUUACAAAUUAAACUCAAUUUGUUGCAAGUAUAUAUGAUUGAUUCAA
Messenger RNA from Erigeron canadensis, 1479 nucleotides. RefSeq names its product UDP-N-acetylglucosamine transporter ROCK1. The coding region runs from base 115 to 1116 and encodes 333 amino acids. Gene Ontology annotation, biological process: pyrimidine nucleotide-sugar transmembrane transport. NCBI's taxonomy places the organism in Eukaryota, Viridiplantae, Streptophyta, Magnoliopsida, Asterales, Asteraceae. Gene Ontology annotation, cellular component: Golgi membrane. Gene Ontology annotation, molecular function: pyrimidine nucleotide-sugar transmembrane transporter activity. The record is from RefSeq and is a predicted model, not a curated record. The transcript is spliced from 7 exons.